AUGAAGUUGUUUCCUCUGUUGGGCCUUGCCCUACCUAUCGUUGCCGCCAAAGUAUCAUACGACGGAUACAAGGCCUUCCAUAUCGACACGCCCGAGGACUUUGACCAUGUCGAGGCCCAGCUCCAGGACAUCGACUACGUCUCGAUGGCUUGCGAGAGCAACCACAAGGGCUUUGACAUUGCUGUCUCGCCAGAAAGUCUCGCUGCUUUUGAAAAGCUUGGCCUGAAGGUGGACGUCCUGCAUGAGGAUCUCGGUGCUGACAUGGCCCUCGAGGGCAGCCUGUCUCCCUACGUGUCCGCUCGCACAAAGGCAGAUGUAGGCCUUGCUGCUGCUGCUGCACUGCCCGAUCUGUCCUACUUCAACUCGUACCAUCAGUUCCAGGAUCACCUCGACUUCCUGGAUGACCUGCAAGCUGCCUUCCCCAGCAACUCCGACAUCUUCACCGCUGGCAACUCUCUCGAGGGUCGUCCCAUCCAGGGCAUUCACCUGUACGGUGCCAGUGGCCCUGGAACGAAGCCCGCCAUCAUCUGGCACGGCACUGUCCACGCCCGUGAGUGGAUCGUGGCGCCUACCGUCGAGUACAUGGCAUACAAGCUCGUUGAGGGCUACCAGAGCGGUGAUGCCAAAGUCAGAGCCGCCCUCAACAGCUACGACUUUUACAUCAUGCCUGUAGUCAACCCUGAUGGCUUUGUAUACACCCAAAGCAGGGACAGGUUGUGGCGCAAGAACCGCCAGCGUCGCUCAAGCUCGAGCUGCGUCGGCACUGAUGUGAAUCGCAACUGGCCCUAUCAGUGGAACGUCCCCGGUGGCUCCUCGACCAACCCGUGCGCGGAGACGUACAGGGGUGCCGCAGCCGGCGACACGCCCGAGAACCAAGUGCUCACCAACCACACACUCUCCGUCGGCGAGACCCAGGGCAUCAAGUUCUACGUCGACUGGCACGCCUUCUCCCAGCUCAUCCUUCUUCCGUACGGUUACUCGUGCUCCGCCCAGGCGGACAACCUGAACAAGCAGAUGGCGCUCGCCAGAGGUGUUUCCCAAGCUAUCAAAGCUGUCAACGGUCUUAACUUUGCCUACGGUCCAACCUGCCGGACCAUCUACCAGACUGCUGGUGGCAGCAACGAUUGGGUCGCUGACAUUGCUGGCGCAGAGCUGGCUUGGGCUUUCGAGCUGCGUCCUGGUUCUGGCGGCAGCGGUGGCUUUGUGAUUCCUCCAUCCAACAUCAUCCCAUCCGGCAAGGAGAAUUGGGCCGACUUCAUCCACCCGCACAUUCACCGUGUCCUUGUCGACAAUGGCCAGCUGCUCUUCCAGCCUGGCGAUGCUGAUCCGCUCAAAGUCACACAAGUCGGUCAGCCCCAGGCCAAGGACUUCUCCUUCCUCCUCAAGCCAGAGAUCUACCACCCCCUCCCGCCACAGAACAUCCCAGCAGCCUUUCGCAACUCCGACAAGCAGCCCGUACCAGAAGUGCCUCUCGAGGAGCUCCUCGAAAGAGGGCACUUGCGCGCCGCGGCGAUCGCUGCGGUGCAGGAACUCACCGGGUCAGGUGCGACACGGCCUCCCGAUCCAACGGACUCGAAACGAAUCUUUGAGCUGCUUUACACACGGCUAGCGUGCUUGACAUUGAUCGACGCGACGCAGGUGGCAGCUCAGGAAGUGAAAGCCCUCGAGGAUCUGAACAACACCCGUCUGUACCUCGAUGAGGCCACGGGCGAGCACCUGGUGCCAUGGGAGCUGCGCGUCUUGAACGUGCGCCUGCAGGCGCUAGGGUUUGGAGACAUGAGGAGGUCGAUUAUGAGCUACCACGAUCUCGCGCGUGAGUCACGGUCACGUAUUGCCAAGGCUACUAACGACGAGGAGCGCCAGUUGUGGAAGGCAAGACUGCACCAGCUAGGUGUCAAAGUGGCCGGCGCUCUGGUGGAGAUGAACGAUGCGGCGGGUGCGGCAGCUCACCUAAACGGCCUGCAUGACAAUGAAGAUGGGAAAAUGGCCUCGUCAAAAGCUCUGGUGUGGCUCCAGCUAGGGGAUGUGGACAAUGCUCGAAGGUGUGCCGAAGCACAUGGCGAUGCCGAGACAGCUGGGGAUAUCAUCCUGGCGCUAUGCGACAUGGCAGACACCAAAUACGGAGCUGCCCUUGAGAGGUGGGAGGCGCUCAGAGAAGAGAGCCAGGACGAGAUGGUCGGCGUCAACGCAGCAGUUUGCCUGCUCUACCUGGGACGAUUGCAGGAGGGCCGCGAGAUCAUGGAGGAGCUCGUUAACUCUGGUUUCUCUUCACACACUCUUCUGUUCAACCUAUCGACGGUAUAUGAACUCUGCGCUGAGAAGAACCGCAACCUAAAGAUGGCGCUGACAGAGCGAACGGCUGCUAUGGCCGAGGGGCCUGCUGGAUGGGAGAAGCAGACGGCAGACUUCAAGCUUUAG
This is a messenger RNA of Emericellopsis cladophorae, 2418 nucleotides long. Its product is annotated as Metallocarboxypeptidase A-like protein. Bases 1 to 2418 code for a protein of 805 amino acids. Gene Ontology annotation, molecular function: metallocarboxypeptidase activity; zinc ion binding. The record is from RefSeq and is a predicted model, not a curated record. Gene Ontology annotation, biological process: proteolysis. NCBI's taxonomy places the organism in Eukaryota, Fungi, Ascomycota, Sordariomycetes, Hypocreales, Bionectriaceae. The transcript has 7 exons.